This is a messenger RNA of Vitrella brassicaformis, 1484 nucleotides long. The record is from the annotation of a GenBank genome assembly. NCBI's taxonomy places the organism in Eukaryota, Vitrellaceae.
UUAGACGGCAUCAGAGGACAUCUAGCUGGUGCCCUGCUCCACAAAUUCAUUCGAUUCGGCGUUGAUCUCCUUCAAUCAGUCGCAUUCAGUGACUGUCGCACUUUCAGUCUCACUUGCCGUCCCCCCCCCCCUCUGCGUCAUCGGCCUUUGAGCUGUCAUUAUGUCGGGCGGGUUGAUGCUCGAGGAGAAUGCGCACGACGACGGCUAUGGCGGCCCGUCGACGGGCCGUGUGAGCGGCCGGAAGCGCAAGUCCAUCUGGCGGUAUCUGGUCCAGCGGGGCGUCAUGGACGACGAGGCGGAGCUCCUCUGCGACGCAUAUGAGGUAAUGCACUGCACAGAGAGAGAGGGAGAGAGAUGGAGGGUUGGAGAAAGGCCUCUUUACACUGGUGGAAUCUCACUUUGUGUGUUGGGGGUGGAUGUGCCUCACAGGAAGGUGCCGAGGAGUACGUGUGUGCGUUGGCUUAUUGGCUGCCGGCGAUGUUCGAAAGGUAUAGAGCGCUCAAAGACGUCACAGAGGUCUUCAAGGUGAGUCAUCCACACACACAUCAGAGGGGAGACAGACAGACAGACGGCAUCGCCCCCUCCCCCUCUGUGUGUCCGCCGUGUAGAUUGACCACCCGUUUCUGUCGGUGUUGAUGCCGGACGAGCGCGUCAAGGUCGAGGCGCUCGUGUACGCCAAAAAGGCCAUUGGACACAUGGCCAGCCGCACCACCGCGGAAACGCACUACAAACAGGUAACUGCGACAUAUCGAGACACCAUCCUGCCAACCAACACGGCUGCGUCUCCCUCCCUCCCCCCCUCCCUCUCUCUGUUGCCCUGCACACAGGUCGCUGUGCGGCCGUUGGUGGGUGUGGUCCCCGAAAUGGAUGUCAGAGCCUCGGCGUCCCGCGUGAAGCCAAUCGAGACGCAGCCCGUCCGCGGCCCCAUUGCGCAUCGCGGGGCGGGGGGGCUGGUCGAGAGGGAGGGAAUGGCCACACCCCACAGACAGAAGGGGCCAAAGGCGACAAAGUCGACUGCCCAGGGCGGUGUGGCGAAGGCGUCUCUGUGGUGGCCCGUCAAGUGGCUGGUGGGCGGCUGCAUCAUGACGCCAACACACAUCGACUGAAUCAGGGAAGGCCCGCCGUGAUGGGCUGCGUAUGUGUCUGUCUGUCUGUCUGUGUGGAUGAGUGCGAUGUCGGCAUACCCACGUCAGCACUCAUUGCUUUGCUCCCGACGGUCACGAUGUGUGCAUCUCGCCCAAGAGAUCCCUUCAGCUGCAUCGCUGUGUGGCGUGUUGCCUUUCCUUUGUGGUCCCACACAGAGAUAGGCCGUGCACACGCGUGUGUGUGCGGCGGGGACACAGAGGAGGGCGACACACCGGAUGGGAUGGCUCUGCAUCGAUGUGGCUGUGUGUGCGGAUGAGUGUGGCUGAUGUCAGCUGAGGUGCCGAUGGAUGGAUGGAUGGCUAAGUGGCCGGCGGCGAUCCAGAUGUGUGUGAGUGAUG